Closterium sp. NIES-65 is the source of this 783-nucleotide messenger RNA. The record is from the annotation of a GenBank genome assembly. Lineage: Eukaryota; Viridiplantae; Streptophyta; Zygnematophyceae; Desmidiales; Closteriaceae.
AUGCGCGCACAGUGCUUAUUAUUCUGUCCUUCUGUUCCACCUUCCACAUCAAUCCCCCGCGCUCGCGGCCGCCUCGUGACGCGUUCCGCUAUCGUCUCGAGAGGCGGAAGAGACGAGGGAUCAAGCGAGGACAACUUGCAGCAGCCCGGACCGUUAUUGGAGGAAAUUCCCUCUUUUUCAAUUCCGAAUCCCCUUCCUUUCCGCUCGCUUGAUUUUCCCAACGCGCCUGAAUCGAAAUCCGGCGUUGCUUCCGUCGUUGAAUCUCCUGGUGACGCGGACCCUUUUCUUUGCUCGUCGGCAGCCAUGGAUGAAGCCACCGGUCGAUCAGCAGGACGGGCGGGAGCAGCAGGUCAAGAGCAGAUGGUAGGGGUGAAAUGGCUGGCUAAGGCGAGGCAGCAGGCGCUUCAGCCGACCGAGGGGAACCACGAGGAACAUGGAGAUGGCAAGGGUGUGGACUGUGGGGAAGGUGAGAAGAGUGGGAAAGGAGGUGAUGAUGAGGACGAGGAUGAGGGUGUUGAAAAGAGCUUGGAGGAGGAGCGAGGUGGGGGUAAUGUGUUGCCGGAUGUGUUGCCGGAUGUAUUGCCUGUUUUGGCGGCAGAUGUGGAGAGGUUCAUCAGGGCGUUGGACGAGCUGAAGAGAGAGGCGGUGUCGCUUGGCAUUCCGGGAUAUGCUCUUCCGCGUGUGGAGAAAGAGGAGGAUCUUGGAGUCAUGGUUAAGAAGCUUGUGGAAGCUCGCAAUGAGGUGAUGGGAAUAAUUGCAUCUAGGUUAAGCUCUAAUUUGUAA